AUGUUAAAAGAAGAGACGAGCUCGAGGCUACAAAACACAGUCAGUUUCCCCAUUAAAGUACUUAAUUGGUCUCCCCAUAUAAAUACUGAUUCGAGUAUUUCAACUCCGAUAUUACUACAAGAUAAAAACGGACCAUGUCCCUUGAUCGCAUUGGUUAAUACUUUGCUUUUAAAAGACGAUUUUCAAAGAGUAGACGUUGGUAAUGAUAGUGUACGAGAGGUACCACAAGACAUGACGUCAUUAAGUAACUUGAAGCACGAAUUACUAAAGAGUUACCACAAGACUGGUUUAAUUGAGUUAAACGAAGUCUUGAGUUUGGUUGGUAACUUAUUAUUGACAUUUGCCGAAACUCUGCAGAAUUUAAAGCCAGAAGUCGUUGACAAGUUAUUGAUGCAAUUGCCCCAGUUGCAUACUGGACUAGAUGUGAAUCCAAAUCUUUUGGAUGGUUCUUUUUCCUCAAACUUAGCAACCCAAUUGUUUGAGGUUUUUGGAUUAAACUUUAGACAUGGUUGGGUAUUUGACCAACCGCAACCUCCUCGCAUUGUUAGUGAUGAAGACGAGGACUUGGUGACACAUUUGAAUAAUACAACAAUUAUUGAGAAGGUUAGUGACCAGAGACGCUUAACUAAUAUAAUCCAACAUUUGAAAACCUUUGAUGAUAUCCAAGACUAUCUUUUAGCGCAAGAAGCGAGUACACUUGAGGUGGUACAAAACCAAAAUUUGCUCGAAACGUGGUUAGACCAAAAUUGUACACAAUUAACGCUUUCGGGAUUGGCCAAGCUUGAUAGAGACCUAGAAAAAGAUGAGUUUAUCAUCUUUUUUAGAAACAAUCACUUGAACACAUUGUUCAAAAAAGGCUCCAAUGAGUUAUAUUUGCUUGUGACAGAUGCCUCCUUUCAAAACAAAAGUUUGAGUAGUCAAAUUGUUUGGCAAAGUUUAGCAUCUGUCUCUGGGAAUGAGGAUUUAUUUUUUACUGGUAAUUUCACGCCCGUUUUGGACAUCGAUCAAGAUUUGUCAUAUGCUGCAAAUACUGGUUAUGAUAACACAUUCGAUUCCGAUUUGCUUCUACUGAAACAGUUACAAGAGGAAGAAGAUGCAGCUAUAGCUAAAAGAUUACAGGAAAAAUAUAGCAACAGAGAGAAAAAAUUACAAAAUAUUAACAAUCCCACCCAUACAAAAGUAUCUUCUAACUUUAGAUUAAAGCAGAAAGCUAAAUCAAAGGAGAAACACACUAAUGCAGCAGCAGCAGCAACUGCUGCAGAUGCCCAUGCCGUCGUCGUUGAUACAGCAAAUCCAAUGCCUUUAUCAAAGACAUCGCCACCAAUAGUUGUACAGACAAAAGUUAAAAAUCCCGAAAAGGUUGCUGGGAAAAAGAAGAAAUUAUUUGGUCUCUUCAGUAAAUAA
Molecule: messenger RNA, 1404 nt
Organism: Lodderomyces oxycetoniae
Lineage: Eukaryota; Fungi; Ascomycota; Pichiomycetes; Serinales; Debaryomycetaceae
Exons: 1
Coding region: 1-1404 (467 amino acids)
Biological process (GO): protein K48-linked deubiquitination
Cellular component (GO): cell periphery; cytosol
Molecular function (GO): K48-linked deubiquitinase activity; cysteine-type carboxypeptidase activity; cysteine-type deubiquitinase activity
Source: RefSeq, a predicted model, not a curated record